This is a messenger RNA of Cheilinus undulatus (humphead wrasse), 5865 nucleotides long. Its product is annotated as NACHT, LRR and PYD domains-containing protein 12-like. The record is from RefSeq and is a predicted model, not a curated record. The transcript is spliced from 23 exons. The coding region runs from base 1 to 4521 and encodes 1506 amino acids. Gene Ontology annotation, molecular function: protein binding; metal ion binding. Lineage: Eukaryota; Metazoa; Chordata; Actinopteri; Labriformes; Labridae.
AUGCCAGCUGAUGCCAGCUGCUCUCCUGAAAACCAGCUGGCAGAGGGAUCGGGGUCUAAGCCAGAGGGUCCAGGAGGAUCUGGGCUUCAUUCUGAGGUGUUCCAGUCAGACCCUCAGGUGUUCCACUCAGACCCUCAGGUGUUCCAGUCAGACCCUCAGGUGUUCCACUCAGACCCUCAGUCAGACCCUCAGGUGUUCCACUCAGACCCUCAGGUGUUCCAGUCAGACCCUCAGGUGUUCCACUCAGACCCUCAGUCAGACCCUCAGGUGUUCCACUCAGACCCUCAGGUGUUCCAGUCAGACCCUCAGGUGUUCCACUCAGACCCUCAGGUGUUCCAGUCAGACCCACAAGUGUUCCAGUCAGGCCCUCAGGUGUUCCAACCAGAGUCCAGCAGACAGAGACCAGGAUCUCCUGUACCCAGCUGUGUGUCUAUGAUGACAGAUACAUCUAAAGAAGAACCUCCAUUCUUCAGUCCUGAACCAGGACCAUCAGACCCAGGAUCAGAGUCCAGCAAACAGAGACCAGAGAGGAGCGACCGGUCUAUAGGAGAACCCAUUAACUUCAGGUCUGAACCAGGACCAUCAGACCCAGGAUCAGAGUCCAGCAGACAGAGACCAGAGAGGAGCGACCGGUCUAUAGGAGAACCCAUUAACUUCAGGUCUGAACCAGGACCAUCAGACCCAGGAUCAGAGUCCAGCAAACAGAGACCAGAGAGGAGCGACCGGUCUAUAGGAGAACCCAUUAACUUCAGGUCUGAACCAGGACCAUCAGACCCAGGAUCAGAGUCCAGCAAACAGAGACCAGAGAGGAGCGACCGGUCUAUAGGACCAUUAACUUCAGGUCUGAACCAGGACCAUCAGACCCAGGAGUCCAGCAGACAGAGACCAGAGAGGAGCGACCGGUCUAUAGGAGAACCCAUUAACUUCAGUCCUGAACCAGGACCAUCAGACCCAGGAUCAGAGUCCAGCAAACAGAGACCAGAGAGGAGCGACCGGUCUAUAGGAGAACCCAUUAACUUCAGGUCUGAACCAGGACCAUCAGACCCAGGAUCAGAGUCCAGCAAACAGAGACCAGAGAGGAGCGACCGGUCUAUAGGAGAACCCAUUAACUUCAGGUCUGAACCAGGACCAUCAGACCCAGGAUCAGAGUCCAGCAGACAGAGACCAGAGAGGAGCGACCGGUCUAUAGGAGAACCCAUUAACUUCAGGUCUGAACCAGGACCAUCAGACCCAGGAUCAGAGUCCAGCAAACAGAGACCAGAGAGGAGCGACCGGUCUAUAGGAGAACCCAUUAACUUCAGGUCUGAACCAGGACCAUCAGACCCAGGACCCAGUGUGACAGAGCAGCUGUCCAGCUGUGCUUUCUGUCAGAACGUCCUGAAGGAUCCUGUUUCUACCAGCUGUGGACACUGGUUCUGCAGACAGUGCAUCGCCUCGUACCAGGAUCAGUCUGGUUUGUCAGGAGAGUCUUCUUGUCCCAAGUGUCAAGAAAGCCCCCACACAGAACAAGGGAGCGGUGGCCUCCAGGAGAUAAUAGAUGAACAUAAGAAGAGUCUGAAGAAGAGAUAUGAACAUGUGACUGAAGGAACUGAUGAAACAGGAAGUAGAACCCUCCUGAACAGCAUCUACACUGAGCUCUACAUCAUAGAGGGACAGAGUGAAGAGGUGAACAGCCAACAUGAGGUGAGACAGCCUCAGACAGAUUCCAAGAGAAAGACCUUUUAUGAGACUCCAAUCAAGUGUCAGGACAUCUUUAAAGCCUUACCUGGCCAACAGACACCCAGAGUGGUUCUGACCAACGGUGUGGCUGGUGUUGGAAAAACCUUCUCUGUGCAGAAGUUCACUCUGGACUGGGCAGAGGGCUCAAAAAACCAAGACAUCAGUCUGCUGGUUCUGCUUUCAUUCAGGGAGCUGAACUUGAUCAGAGAUAAGAAGUACAGUCUUCUGGAGCUGCUCCGUGUUUUCCAUCCAACAUUCCAGAAGGUCAGAGCGGAGACGCUGGCUGUCUGUAAACUUUUGUUCAUCUUUGACGGCCUGGAUGAAAGCAGACUGUGGUUGGAUUUCAGCAAGAAGUCAGUUCUAUCUAAGGUCACACAGAAGUCAUCAGUAAAGGUGCUGAUAAAAAACCUCAUCAAGGGGAAUCUGCUUCCCUCAGCUCUCGUCUGGAUAACGUCUCGACCUGCAGCAGCCAAUCAGAUCCCUCCUUCAUGUGUGGACAGGGUAACAGAGGUCCGAGGCUUCACUGACAUCCAGAAGGAGGAGUACUUCAGGAGGAGGUUCAGUGAUGUAGAUCUGUCCAGCAGAAUCAUCUCCCACAUCAUGACAUCCAGGAGCCUCCACAUCAUGUGUCUGAUCCCAGUCUUCUGCUGGAUCACUGCUACAGUUCUGGAGCACAUGAUGAGCACAGAGCAGAGAGGAGAGCUGCCCAAGACACUGACAGACAUGUACUCACACUUCCUGUUGGUUCAGACCAAGAGGAAGAAGAAGAAGUAUGAUGAGGGACCUCAGAUGAGUCCUGAGGAACUCACCAGAUCUGACAGGGAAGUUCUUCUGAAGCUGGGGAGGCUGGCGUUUGAACAUCUGGAGAACAUCGUGUUCUAUGAAGAAGACCUGGAGCGCUGUGGUCUGGAUGUCACAAAGGCCCUGGUGCACUCAGGAGUUUGUACUGAAAUCUGUGAAAGUGAGAUCUUCCAGAAAAAAGCCUACUGCUUUGUUCAUCUGAGUGUUCAGGAGUUUCUGGCUGCAGUCUACAUGUUCCACUGUUUCAUCAAAAGGAAGACAAAAGUAGUGGAGGCUUUCCUAGAUGACAUUUAUUACUGGGAUUCAUCUAGAAAUUCUUUAUUAAAGAAGAUUUUUCUGAUUUUUGUAACUCCUGACCCAACCCUGGAUGUCUUCCUGAAGAGUGCCAUGGAGAAAUCCCUGAGAAGUCCAAAUGGACACCUGGACCUGUUUGUUCGCUUCCUUCAUGGCUUCUCUGUGGAGGCCAACCAGAGACUCUUAGGAGAUCUGCUGGGUUUGGCAGACAACAGUCCAAGAAUGAUCCGGAGAAUCAUCGACAACCUGAAGAGGAUGAACAGCGACAAUGGUGAUGAUAGUGGCGAUGUUUUUGACAUUUCUCCUGACAGAAGCAUCAACAUCUUCCACUGUCUGACAGAGAUGAACGACCUCUCAGUACAUCAGGAGAUCCAAGACUUCCUGAAGUCAGAAACCAGAACCAGAUCAAAGAAGAAACUCUCUGAGAUCCAGUGCUCUGCUCUGGCCUACAUGCUGCAGAUGUCAGAGGAGGUUCUGGAUGUUUUAGAUCUGAAGGCGUACAACACAUCAGUCCUCGGACGACUGAGACUGAUUCCAGCUGUGAGGAACUGCAGGGAGGCUCUGUUCAGUGGGUGUGGACUUUCAGAGAUUCACUGUGAAGUCGUGGCCUCCGCUUUAAAGGCCAACCCCUCACAUCUGAGAGAGCUGGACCUGAGUGACAACGAGCUGCAGGAUUCAGGAGUGGAGCUUCUUUGUGCUGGACUGAAGAGUCCAAACUGUCAACUGGUGACUCUGAAACUCAGUGACUGCAGUUUGUCAGAGAUCAGCUGUUCGUCUCUAGCCUCAGCUCUGAAGUUCAACCCCUCACAUCUGAGAGUGCUGAUCCUGAGUAAAAACGAUCUGCAGGAUUCAGGAGUGCAGCAGCUGUUUCCUCUACUGAGGAGUCCCACCUGUAAAAUGCCUACUCUACGCUUAAGGGAGUGCAACUUGUCACACACCAGCUGUCAGUUUCUGGGCUCAGCGCUGAAGGCCAACCCCUCACAUCUGAGACAUCUGGACCUAGGUGAAAACAACCUCCAGGAUUUAGGAGUGGACCUGUGUAGUUUUCUGAAGAGGCCAGACUGUCGACUGGAGACACUAUAUUUGUGGGACUGCAGUUUGUCAGAGAUCAGCUGUUCUUCUCUGAUCUCAGCUCUGAAGGUCAGCCCCUCACAUCUGAGGAAGCUGAACCUGGGGUACAACCACCUGAAGGAUUCAGGACUGAAGCAGCUGUGUCGUUUUCUGAAGAGUCCAGACUGUAGACUGGAUUAUCUGGGACUGGCUGACUGUGGUUUGUCAGGGAACAGCUGUUCUUCUCUGACAGCUCUGAAGUCUAACCCCUCACACCUGAGAGAACUGGACCUGCGUGGCAACAAACUGCAGGAUUCAGGAGUGAAGCAGCUGUGUGGUUUUCUAAAGAGUCCAAACUGUAGACUGGAGGAUCUGAGUUUGUGUGACUGCAGUUUGUCAGAGAUCAGCUGUUCAUCUCUGGUCUCAGCCCUGAAGUCCAACCCCUCACAUCUGAGAGUGCUGAGGAUGUGUAGAAACAGUGUGCUGACCUCAGAUGUGAAGCAGCUCUGUGAACUACAGAAGAAUCUGGACUACAGACUGGAGACUCUGAUAUGGGUGGGGGUGAAAUGUUUGGAGAAAUAUAAUUGCUAUAUCACAGAACCGAAGAAACGCAGAUGGGAACCCGUGAAGCAUGUGGAAGCACCUCAGCAGGACUGAAGAUGAAAGCAGCAGCAGCUUGUGUGGCCACAGUGAGCCACUGCCACCAUACCUGAGCAUGUCCUCAAAUAGACACCUGUGCAGGUACACUGCUUUGUCAUCAACAGUAGAAUCUGAUGUCAGGUGUAGCGGUUUAACUCUGAAGCUGUGGUCUGAACACAGAAGUUAACUCUAGUGAUCUUGGUUUAUUGAUGAUUGUAAACAGAAAUAAUGUUGAUCUGUAGAGUUCUUUAGUUCAAAAUGAAGUAUUCUCCUCUAUUAUCAGGUACUCUGGUAUCAGACCUUAGACCACAUAAAUAAACCCUCUAUUAUCAGGUACUCUGGUAUCAGACCUUAGACCACAUAAAUAAACCCUCUAUUAUCAGGUACUCUGGUAUCAGACCUUAGACCACAUAAAUAAACCCUCUAUUAUCAGGUACUCUGGUAUCAGACCUUAGACCACAUAAAUAAACCCUCUAUUAUCAGGUACUCUGGUAUCAGACCUUAGACCACAUAAAUAAACCCUCUAUUAUCAGGUACUCUGGUAUCAAGUUUAAUGUUGACGCUGCAGCUCCUAGUCGCUGGUUCUGUUCUCCUCCAUGUUUAUUUAUCUGAUUAUCUGUUUUUAUUGGCUCCAUUAUUACAGCCAUGUUUUAGUCUUUUAAUAUAAUCAGUAUUAUCUUUCUUUCUUAACUGUGGAGAGUAAAAUAUUUCAGGAUUUAAAUUUUUAGAACGUGCAGAUGUGGCAUCAGACGCCUUUUUCCUGUCGCUCUCUGCUGAGCAUGUGCAACUCUCCACAGAGAUAGUAUAAAUAACAGAUGGCUCACUCCCAAGCAUCUCUGCUCGAGAAAACAACAUUUUACAAACACAACAGCAAAAAAAAAAAAAAAAAAAAGGCUGUGCGGACGCAACAACUGAAUCAUUGACACUAACAUUUGUCAGCCAUGAUUAUCAGUGAGAUCAGAUCAACCCGCUGUUUUAGACUGACUGACUUUUUAGAUGUUUUAUUGAUAACUGACCACAGUAAUACUCCGUUCUUCUCCUCUCAGUUUAGGAAAUCAGUUCAGAUCAUGAUGUGAAGGUCUAACGUCUGCUAGUGUCACUGCUUUAAGACCAUCUCUAAUCUGAAGGCUUUAAAACAUAAAUCAGUUUAUUUUUAUGAACACUUUUAUUGCUUUAAAAUGACUUUAAUCAGACAAAGAUGUGGUUUGUAUUUUAUAGAUUUGGGGUUCUGAUUUUCAGAUGAAGUUUUUGAUUCCAGCUUUUCUGAGAUGUGUUGCUGCCAUCAAAAUCAAAAUGAGCUCAUAUUUUCCAUUAAACAGUAAAAUGUCUCAGUUUAACAUCUGAUUUGUUGUUUCUGCUCUA